CGGCGACGCGUCGUGUGGAUUUUAUCUGUGUCUGCCUCUGUCGAUUUCGCAUGUUCCUUCGCGGAUUUUAAAUGAACACGUUUGGAAAAAAAAUGCGAGAACAUUGAAGUAAUGACGAAGCAAAAAGCUCGAUAGAGGUAUUAUCGCAAGAUAUCGAUCGGUGACAUUUUUUCUCUUACUAUGACGUGUUGGAAGAAAUAUGUGGGCAGGUGCAAUCUGGAUGUGUGUAAUACGUAGUAUUCAUCAUGCACAACUGCGUGAUGGAAUUAUUUGAUGAUGAAAGUAAAUUCGAAGCUUGAUAGCUUUGAAAUAAUAAAACUAUGGCAGCGGCACAAGAUACACCGGAGUCGGAUACCGGGAGUUUUGAGUGUUUCAGAAACUAUACAGCUCCAGAAGUAUUUGUACAAGGCCUAGCUGGCAUUGUUGACCAGCAGGAUGUAGAAUCUAUGAUACGUGCUCAAAAACAGAUGCUGCAAAGGUUUGAAAAAACUAAUGAGAUGUUGACCAAUUGUAAUCAAUUGUCGGUACACCGACUUAAAACAGCUGGCACUGAAUUCAAAAAGCACAUCACACUUUUAAUUGAGAUGAAGAAAGAUUUGGAUUAUAUUUUCAAAAGAAUUCGUUUAGUAAAGAAUAAAUUGAGUCAACAGUAUCCACAGGCAUUUAAUGAGGCAGUAAGAAGCAGUUUGGCGGAGGAAGUCAUUGUAGAGGAUGUUGAUUGCCCGGUAAAGCCUCUCGAACCGGAAAUUGUGCCAUUGCCAUCCGUUCAAGGUGCUGCCGAUCGAGAUCCCGAUUCAGAUGUGCCGGUCGAGGAGUUUCAGUUCGCGAAGCUGCGCAAACGGCGAAUAAAGAGUAACGACAGUUCGUCGACGGAGAGCAACAACGAUCACAGUAACGCCGACACGUCAUCCUGUACGUCCGACACCGGCUAAAAAAAAAGCCGAGCAAUAUAAAUGAGAGAAAGAGAGAGAUAGGGGAGGGAGAGAAAGAGAGAGAGAGUGAGAGCGAAUGAAAAUGUUUAUUAUAAUAAUGCCCCCCCUCUCCGUUUCUUCCCAUCCCCAAAAUCGGAUUCAUGCACCACACUCCGUGUUGCUUGCUAGUCAAACGAUCAAUCAAUCAAUCGGCAACGAGAGAAUCGGUAUAUCGAGAUCGAAGCUGUACACAUCAUAUCUCGAUAUCAUUGUGUAAGUUGCGGGCUUGUGAAUAUUGUCAAUGUGAGCAAAAUAAAUUCUUUGUACACACGGUA
Camponotus floridanus (Florida carpenter ant) is the source of this 1246-nucleotide messenger RNA. RefSeq names its product kxDL motif-containing protein CG10681. Gene Ontology annotation, cellular component: BORC complex. Gene Ontology annotation, biological process: lysosome localization. The coding region runs from base 321 to 932 and encodes 203 amino acids. Lineage: Eukaryota; Metazoa; Arthropoda; Insecta; Hymenoptera; Formicidae. The record is from RefSeq and is a predicted model, not a curated record. The transcript has 6 exons.